Messenger RNA from Hirsutella rhossiliensis, 1734 nucleotides. RefSeq names its product SH3 domain-containing protein. The transcript has 4 exons. Gene Ontology annotation, biological process: conjugation with cellular fusion. NCBI's taxonomy places the organism in Eukaryota, Fungi, Ascomycota, Sordariomycetes, Hypocreales, Ophiocordycipitaceae. Bases 1 to 1734 code for a protein of 577 amino acids. Gene Ontology annotation, cellular component: mating projection tip. Gene Ontology annotation, molecular function: protein binding; phosphatidylinositol binding. The record is from RefSeq and is a predicted model, not a curated record.
AUGGAUCUUAUCAAGGCCCUCCGCCGGUCUAUGAAAGGCGGCGACAAGCACAAGCAAAGUCCCUCCAUUGGAUCCUCCAAGGCGGCCGUCGCCAUAGUUCCACCCAAAAAGGUCAUACGAGCCAACGACGACUACCAGCCCGACGAGGCCUUGGUGCAAAGCUUCGCAAAAGCUGGUGUACUGGUCCUGGGCUUCUCAAAGGGCGACUUCUUCCACGUCAUCGGCCGCGAAGACGAUCCUCAUUGGUACGAGGCAUGCAAUCCCGCCCUGCCUGACGCCCGCGGCCUCGUGCCCGUCUCGUACUUUCAAGUGUUGGGACGCACCGAGAGGGACAGCACGCACUCGGACAGCGGGAGAAUGCCCGCGGCCAAAAACCCGGACCAUGACUCGGGCUACGGCGAAAACGCCAUUCAGCACGUCUCGGCCCCGCCUCAGCGCAACUCCAAAUCCUCCAAGACUGCGGGCACCGUCUACGCCAAAGUCCGCCAUACAUUCACCGCCCACCCGACUCGCCCGGACGAGCUGUCGGCCGAAAAAGACGAGAACCUCAUCAUCAUCGCACAAUCGAACCACGAAUGGGUUGUUGCCAAACCCAUCAUGAGACUGGGAGGCCCCGGCCUGAUCCCCCUGGACUUCAUCUACGUCUUUGAAGAGGUUCCCAUGGGCACAGGCUCCGGAAACGGCCCGACGCCCGUCGAAGACCCGCGAGAGGCACUGAAGAAGGCCGGCGUGCCGAGUGUGGAGGAAUGGAAGAGGAUGGCUGCCCAGUACAAAAACAGUAGUAUUACCCUGGGCAAGUUUGACGGCGCCAAGGCCGCUGCCGGGCAGCAACCUACAAUUGAGCAGGGCAUGGGGCGACUGAGCCUUCAGCAGCCUGGUGCACGGCACAGCAACCAGAAUGGGUCUCAGUCGGCCUCGCAACUGUAUGCGCCUAUUUGGGCGCGGAUACCACGAUACUGCUACGCAGAGAACAAGUACUGGUUUGUCAUCGAGGCAGAGCUCGAGGACGGUCGAUGUUGGGAGUUGUCGCGAUACUACCAGGACUUUUACGACUUCCAGAUUGCCCUCUUGGCCGAGUUCCCUGCCGAAGCAGGCAAUGCGGGCACCCAGAAGCGAAGCCUCCCAUACAUGCCCGGCCCCGUGAGCUACGUCACAGAUGCCAUCACAGAGGGCCGUCUGUACAACCUGGACGCGUACGUCAAGAACCUGCUGAACCAGCCGCCGCACAUUUCCCGAUGCGAUCUGGUCAAGCUCUUCUUUGCACCUCGCGAAGGCGACUACGAGAUCGAGGCCAACGCCAACGGCGACGAAGAAUACCGGCUGUCCGAGGGCUCGCGUCAGUCAUCUGUCGACUACGCCGCGAAUCCGGCAUCCAGACGCUCUUCUCCCAACGACUCCAACGGAUACGGCUACUCGGGUCUCUCCGCCACUCCGAGGCAGGGCAGCGCCUCGCAGCAAGGUGCAGCUCAGCCACAGCAGCCGCAGGCAUCGGCCAUGAAGAUCAAGGUGCGAUUCAAGGGAGACGUGUUCGCCAUGCGAGUGUCGACCGAUGUGCAAUACGAGGAGCUGUACGGCAAGAUUCGCGAGCGGGUCAAGGCGGUUCCGGGAGAGCAGAUCCAGCUGUUCUACCAGGACGAACCAACCGGGGGCCUGCAGAACUUGACGAGCAACAACGACCUUGACUUUGCUCUGCAGCGCAACGAGAAGCUCACGCUCUAUGUUGAAGUUGUCUGA